Molecule: messenger RNA, 1367 nt
Organism: Chara braunii
Lineage: Eukaryota; Viridiplantae; Streptophyta; Charophyceae; Charales; Characeae
Source: the annotation of a GenBank genome assembly
CGGGGGUCGGGGGCUCCGAUAUAUGCGUCCCCCUAGCCAAAGGGAGAGAGAGGGGGGCGCGGAGCAAGAGAGGAGAAGAAGCGGAAGGAGUGGGGAGGUGAGGAGGGAAAGGAGGAGUCGAGCAGAGCAGCAGCAGGAGGGGGAGGAGGAGGAGGAGGAGCCCAAGGGUGUCGACAGAGGGAAGCCAUUAUGAACCCGGGCUUAAAGGGAGGAACAAUGGUUAUGGCAGCAGUCGCUUUGUGGACGGUGACUCUCCUCGCUCCGGCUCCUCGGCUCUGCUUCGGAGCUGAGGUCGCCUGCGAUCCCAACUCAUCAUGUCAGGCCUGGGCCGUUUAUCGGGCUGUUGACGGCACAACUUUGAGCGACCUGGCCGGUAUAUUCAACGUUACCGACGAGACCAUAAGGGCUGAAAAUGGAAGCCAAUACCUGCAACCCCAGGGUGGCACGACGGACUACGUUCCCCCGAACACGACCUUGCGGAUCCUUUUGAAAACUUGCCGAUGUGUACGCAAUCUAGAUGUCCAUCACGGUGGCGAUGGAACGUCUAACGGUAAUAAUGACAACAACAACAACAAUAACAACAACAACAACAACAACAACAAAGGUAAAGACCCCUCUUUACUCAGCGGAAUGGUGGCGUCGUUGUUGUAUUCAAACGGGAAUGGCCGGGGGGUGACGGCUGAAGAGGUGGCUAGGGUGUUCGGCUAUUUGGUUAGCGCUGAUCAGAUAGUGUACUCGAGCAAAGCCAAUCAGGCGGACGAGAGGAGGGUGACAUGGAACGUCUGGAUCCCGUGCAAGUGUGGCGGCAGCAUGGCCGAGGCCAAGGGAAGCGUGGGGGCGGCCCCGGGGAACACGUCGGACCCAGCGCCACCGUUGCAAUUUGCUACCUACGUGGCUCCGGAUAACGGAGCGUCGGUCAGGAAACUCGCGUCCAUGUACAAUUCAACGGAGGUUCUCAUUCGACAAAAUAACGACAACAUUGCGAAGAGGGAAAACAUCUCUAGGGCUGAGCUGAUCUUCAUACCGCUUGAUGUGCCGCCGGUGACUAUUCAGCGAAGCGAACCACAGCCAAGUGCACCACAGCCAAGUGAACCCCAGCCAAGUGAACCAGAGCCCACCACAAGGUAGGGAACUCUGCAUGGGCCUGUGAAUUGUUUUUUAUGUGAAAUACCGUUCAGGUUCUCCAGUCAGGCGCUGUAGUUUGGGUUGCACGUUUUGCACAUGUCCCCGUGCCAUUUUAAAAUUCAGAUUGACAUAGAAACACCAAUGGGGCUAGCUCAGUUGGAACACCCACGAACUGUUGAGGUACAGGCCCAAGUUUGAAUCCAAAUACAAUCAGAUGACCAGAAUAAAAUCAUUCUGAAUUA